UCUCUCUCCCACCUCUGUGUCUCUCUUUCCGGCUGCCGCUAGAGAACCAGGAAGUAAAGAGAGAAGGGGGGAGAAAAUGUAUACCCAGCAGCUGAGGAAAACAAGGAAGUGAAUGCAGCCAGAGCUUCAGCUGUGAAGUGAAAGUAGAGCAGGCUAGAGCACAACAGACCAGGGCAGUUGGCAUAAGGAAGUGCCAGCUAGCUAACGUCAACACUGGCUGUGCUCGCCCUAGCAGAGAGAGUGAAACGAAGAGCGACAGAAAGAGAACGUGACUGCAGAGCCUGCCUCACAGAAAUACCAGCAGGUGUCCUGCUCUUAGCCCUCUAUUCACCCUACUCAUACCCACCACAAUGACAGACCAAGGGGAACCCUGGAGAGGAAGUGGAGGACCUGAGGAGGAGGAGUUACCACAGAUGGAUGGGUCAUGUGACGCUUGUGAGCCUGAUGAGGCCCAGCAGGCAACCCAGGUGUGUUACACCUGCAGCUUCGCCUUCUGCUCUACCCACGCUGAGAAACAUGUCCACAGCACACGGCACCUACUGACGCCCUACAGCCAGGAAGUGGCGCAGCCCCAGGCCCGGUCCCAACAGCUGGCCAGGGACAGAGACACAGGGGAGGGGCCGGGGGAGGAAAGGGUUCGAGAGAUUGGGCGUAGGGCAGAGCAAGAGGUGGUGGAAAAUGGGGCAUGGGGUGGGAUUGGGGUACAAGAGAAUGAGGCAUGUGGAGGAGAGAGAGUCCAGGGGGAGGGGAAAGUUGAUGAUGAAGAUGAUGGUGAUGAAGAGGCAGUGGCAGCCCCAGAGGGAGGUAGUAAGAGGGAGACGGUGACAGUGGAGAGGCUGCGCUGUAAUGAGCAUGGCCAGGAGGGUACUCUUUACUGCAAGACUGACGAGAAGGUCAUCUGUGUGGUGUGUGCCGUGCAGGGGGAGCACCGCGAGCAUGAGAUCAUCACCUUGCGCGAGGCCUACGUCUGGCAGAAGAGCAGGGAGGGUUAUGACCUGCUGGGCUGCACACAGAACAUGGCUGACCAUAUCAAGACCAAGUGGACCAACCCUGAGAUGUCUACAGAGCAGUUGGAGGCGUAUGUCAACAGUCAGUUUGAUGAGCUCCACCGGCUGGUUCGUCUGGAGGAGAAGAGGACCCUCCACCUAGUGGACCUGAAGGAAGCCUUCCUGACCGCCGCCGCCGCCGAGAAGAUCGCUGAGAUCACCGUGCACACCGAGCGGCUCCAGGAGGAGAUGGCCUGCAUCACGCAGCAGCUGGGCCAGCUGGACCAGGCCGAGGCACAGCCUGGAGCCGGAGUAGCUGCCCUAGCCCAGGGAGGACCAUGCCCCAGACCAGCGCAGCGCGACAUUGAGGCCAGGCCAAGACUCCCAGAGCCGAGACGAGACCCUCAGGACCCCAUGGACUAUGGAGAGGGUGGGUCCAGAUCCUCAAUGGGACACGCCCCCUGACACCAGCUGCCCAAUCACAGAUCACUUCCCUCUCCUCUCUCUCCUCCUACUUCUGUCCAGGAGACCAACAAAAUCAGAGAGAUUCUCCUCUCCAUGUCUGACGACAAUGGAGUGAGAAUGAAGAAGGCUGUAACAAAAUGGAUGGCUCUUUCUUUCUACUUUCAGAACUUUUAUAACUCUACUAAGUCUUUUUUAAUUGAGGUUCAUGAGUCGAUUGCAAUCUAUUACCGUCAGGCAACAUUUUCACACUCAAUCAGAUCCUUGUCUGGUGAGCUGUGCUCAGCGAGGAGUGUAGGUAGAAAAGCUGAGGACCUGCUAAAACCCAGCUAAUGUCAGGAGUGGAACAUGAAAUUCUGUGCUUUAUAUUCAUUUCUUCUAUAUAUUUAGUAAUGACAAGCAGCGUUGACCAAAAAAAAGCAAAGCAAAAUAAGUUGACAGAACACCUUAGACAAGGUGGGUGUUCCUGUUUUAUACUCUAAAGGGAAAUAUAUCACACGUGUCUUAAAUCUGCCUUGACGUAUAAACACAACCUAGUACUUACAACUGCUCUCCUCCCCUCUUCUCUUCUUGUUUGUCCUCACCUUCAAAUUCUCUCCCCUCCUUCCUCUUGUGUGUGUGUUUGUCAGAUCCAUCAUCAGAUGAUGCGUUGACACAUAUUGAUUUGUGUGAGCUGCUGCGUACAUGUUACGGGAAAUCGAAGUGUAUUUUGCCUGUAUGUAAUAGCUCUCUGUGCAGUGUCAGCGUUCUCUGUAAUACUAUGCCUCAUUACCCGAGACAAUCUGCAGUGUACAACAGACAGUGCAGUCCUGACUCCUGACGACUAACUGCACACAGUACUUUGUCUUACUCCAUCAUGUCAUUCAAUAAUCACAUACAGAAGGUAUAUUUUUGCUUUUGAUGCGGUCUAUUUUGUCUUAAAGGAGAAAGUAACCUUUAACCUAAUCAAUAUGAUUUGGGUUGUGACCAGGACCAAGCCCUACCCAAUGGAUCAUGUUAUUCUGUAGCAGUCAUGAAAGGAUUAAUAGAAAGAUGUAUGUAUAUAUAUAUAUAUACUACAUGACCAAAAGUAUGUGGACACCUGCUCGUCGAACAUCUCAUUCCAAAAUCAUGUGCUUUAAUAUGAAGUUGGUCCCCCCUUUUGCUGAUAUAACACCCUCUACUCUUCUGGUGUUGGAACAUUGCUGCGGGGAUUUACUUCCAUUCAGCCACAAUAGAAUUAGUGAGGUCGGGCACUGAUGUUGGGCGAUAAGGCCUGGCUCGCAGUUGGCGUUCCAAUUCAUCCCAAAGGUGUUCGAAGCGAUUGAGAUCAGGACUCUGUGCAGGCCAGUCAAGUUCUUCCACACCAAUCUCGUCAAACCAUUUCUGUAUGGACCUCGCUUUGUACACAGGGGAAUUGUCAUGCUGAAACAGGAAAGGGCCUUCCCCAAACUGUUGCCACAAAAUUGGAAGCACAGAAUCGUCUAGAAUGUCAUUGUAUGCUGUAGCGUUAAGAUUUCCCUUCACUGGAACUAAGGGGCCUAUCCCAAACCAUGAAAAACAGCCCCAGACCAUUAUUCCUCCUCUACCAAACUUUACAGUUAGCACGAUGCAUUGGGGCAGGUAGCGUUGUCCUGGCAUCCUCCAAACCCAGAUUAGUCCGUCGGACCGCCAGAUGGUGAAGAGUGAUUCAUCACUCCAGAGAACGCAUUUCCACUGCUCCAGAGUCCAAUGGCGGCAGGCUUUACACCACUCUAGCCAAUGCUUGACAUUGCGCAUGGUGAUCUUAAGCUUGUGUGCGGCUGCUUGGCCAUGGAAAACCAGUUCAUGAACCUACCUAUAACCAGUUCUUGGGCUGACAUUGCUUACAGAGGCAGCACUUGGCAGUCCCGUUCUGUGAGCUUGUGUGGCCUACCACUUCGCGGUUGAGCCGUGGUUGCUCCUAGAUGUUUCCACUUCACAGCAACAGCACUUACACUUGACCGGGGCAGCUCUAGGAGGGCAGAAAUUUGACGAACUGACUUGUUGGAAAGGUGGCAUCCCAUGACAGUGCCACGUUAACAAUCACUGAGCUCUUCAGUAUAGGCAACGGGUGUGGCUAAAAUAGCCAAAUCCACUAAUUUGAAGGGCUGUCCACAUACUUUUGUGUAUAUAUAUAUAGAGAGAGAUAGAUAUAGAUAUAGAUUCGUUUUGAUUCAGUAAUCAUUGUAAGGGUAAAAGGUAAAUAGUCAGGAUAUGAAAUUGUUUAUUUUUGCUGUUGCCUUAAAUGAAUUAAUAAAUGAAAUGACAGAUAAUGGUUUUACAAGCA
This is a messenger RNA of Salmo salar (Atlantic salmon), 3735 nucleotides long. It is a transcript of the gene trim44, whose product is annotated as TRIM family member 44. The record is from RefSeq and is a predicted model, not a curated record. Gene Ontology annotation, molecular function: zinc ion binding. NCBI's taxonomy places the organism in Eukaryota, Metazoa, Chordata, Actinopteri, Salmoniformes, Salmonidae.